Molecule: messenger RNA, 597 nt
Organism: Adineta ricciae
Lineage: Eukaryota; Metazoa; Rotifera; Eurotatoria; Adinetida; Adinetidae
Source: the annotation of a GenBank genome assembly
AUGGCUCGAACAGCAGCAGAUAAAAUUAGUAAAAUUUUGGCUUUUGUUGCAGCAGCUUUUGGAUUUGUGGCAUUAAUUUUGGCUUGUGUUGGUAUGGGUACAGUUCAAUGGUAUCAAUAUGCUGCUCCAAAUAGCAAUUAUAUAAGCGCCUCCGCUAAUCUCUUCACGUUCUGUACUUACAAUCCAACUACUGGCGACAAAAUUAGCUGUUCAUCACGCAGUGGAAAUAGCAAUCCGUUUUGCACUAAUGUACCAUCUACUGCUAUAGCUAGCCAAGAUGACUGUAAUAAUCGUAUGCGAAACGCAUCUGGCUUAGGUAUUGUUGGUAUUAUCUUUAUUGCUUUUGGUGUUGUUGCUACAAUUCUCAUGGCACUUGGCAUUUUCAGCGAAUGGUUUCUCAAUUUUAUUCCUGGUGUUUUAUUCUUUUUAGCAUCUCUAUUUAUGUUAGCAGGAAUAGCCGAAGGUUCUCGUUACUUAACUUAUAAUGCUUAUUCAGCUAAUUUAUAUGAAGCAGGCCAUUUGUUCACAAUACUUGCUCUCCUCUUGAGUUCGUUAGCUGGAGGUCGUAUUGCUUAUGCAUGCAAAUCUUCAACUUAA